CGCAUCUGGGAGAAUCUGACCGCCUGAGAUUUCUGGGGGUUCCAGGAACAUGGAGGGCGGGAUGGAGGAGAUGACGGACUGAUGGUGUUGAGGCCCCGACCGGAGGAGAAAUCGCUGGUCUCGGUUGAUCUCCGGCUCCGGAGGAGGGAAUGGGCCUGCUGGGAACAGGACUUCUAAAAAAACAAGUAUGUCUGGAAGGCUGUGGUGCAAGGCCAUUUUUGCUGGCUACAAGCGAGGCCUCCGGAACCAAAGAGAGCACACGGCUCUUCUUAAAAUUGAAGGUGUUUAUGCCCGAGAUGAAACUGAGUUCUACUUAGGCAAGAGGUGUGCUUAUGUGUACAAAGCAAAAAACAAUACAGUGACUCCUGGAGGCAAACCAAACAAAACCAGAGUGAUCUGGGGAAAAGUAACUCGGGCCCAUGGAAACAGUGGCAUGGUUCGUGCCAAAUUCCGAAGCAACCUUCCUGCAAAAGCCAUUGGACACAGAAUCCGUGUGAUGCUGUACCCAUCCCGGAUUUAAACUAAUGGAGAGUAAAUAAAUAAAAGUAGAUUUGUGCUCUUGUAUUUUUUUCA
Molecule: messenger RNA, 573 nt
Organism: Rattus rattus (black rat)
Lineage: Eukaryota; Metazoa; Chordata; Mammalia; Rodentia; Muridae
Product: 60S ribosomal protein L35a
Exons: 5
Coding region: 188-520 (110 amino acids)
Biological process (GO): cytoplasmic translation; ribosomal large subunit biogenesis
Cellular component (GO): cytosolic large ribosomal subunit; ribosome
Molecular function (GO): structural constituent of ribosome
Source: RefSeq, a predicted model, not a curated record